CUUUCCCCUCAUUCAGUACCUCUUUGUGCACCAGAACGCGCAAGUGGCAGCUUACGACACGGAAAGAGAAUAAAACCAGCGUCUUGCUUCGAGGAAAAGCUACACUUCGAAGCGUCUUUUGCUAGUCCAGCAGAGGAAAGCCAGAAGUCAAGAUGAGGAAAAUGAUUUCGCUGUUGAUGAACUUGGCUGUUUUUAUAAUGGUGAUCAGCUCCGUCGACUCCGCUCGUCUUGCCAAGGGAAUGACCUGUCGGAAAGCCGGAGGAGAAUGCUAUCGCAACGGAAAGGCGAACAGAAUUUGUGAGAAAUAUGAUGACGAUGCCAACGACUGCGGAGGAUCCAGGAAGUGCUGUCUAGUAACGACCGAUCACCCGCCUGGGAUGAUAAGAAAAGCAUUUAAAUGUACGGCACCGUGCGACGUCGGAACUUGCACGCCGAGGCGGCAGUGUGCAGAGGAAGGGCGGGGACCGAGGUGUGGCAAGAGAUGCGUGUGCUGCACCAAAGUCAAACCCUCAAAAACCACUGGACUAAAAACUGGCAAUGUGAGUGAAGGAAAGGGGACCAGGGGACCCAGAAGGGGACCGCAAAACCAAAAUUUCCGCCCAAGGAAAGUAAAGCAAGGUGGUUGUGCGACAACUGAUGAUUGCGAUAUGAAAGGAGGAAAGUGCAAGGCGAAGUGUAAGAAAAAUGGAGAUUCAAGCCUAUGUAGUGGCGACUGCACUUGCUGUGGAGUAUGUGAGGCAAAAAGCAAGUGUAGCCGUUAUGAUGGAGUAUGCAAGAAAUCAUGCGAUGGAACAGAGCGGACGAUAAAGGGAGGAUGCAAGAAAAAAAAGAAAUGUUCUUGUUGUGCACCAAAGUGCGAACAAAACGGGUGCCAAGGUCAAUGCGUUAGCAGCAAGAAAGAAUGCAAUGGGCAGUUUAUCAAGAAUGGCUGUGGCGGAUUUAAAUGCCAUUGCUGCAAUUCGGUCGGUAAGUUGUAAAAAAGGUGUUAACUGAAAAAGGUAAGUUUUUCUCUGUUUAUGCAUACUAUCCAGAGUUCUUUUUUUUUUCAAUAAAACAGUAAGUAUCUGAAAAUAAGCUGAAGUAGCUUGCAAUUUCUCUAAAGCUAACCAGACCCAAAUGAUAUUCACUGCAUCAAGGCUUUGAUCAGAAGGGUAGGUAAUUAGGCAGGACAAUGGAAGAGAAACUUUGCAGAGAAAUGGCUACUCUUUGCACUCCAAGAAGUUAGAAAAUGAUCCCUACAUGGUAAAGCAGCAACCAAGCACAGCUGUGAUCAAAACUAUGACAGUUAGAAUAACUUCAAACAGAACCUCCUUGGAGUUCAACUUCAGCUUUCCUUUUACUGGUGAGUGCGAAAUAUUUUGUUUGCAUGUGAAAAAUGACAAAAGUUAACUUUGGUCUAUAAAAUAAUGUCACAGUGCAGCAAAAAGUUGAAGCUUGUUUUCUUUCAAAUUUCUAUUUAAUUUCUUUUCCCAUAUUUUUCAGGAGAUCCUCAAGACUUCAAACCAAUCAUUUCAUAGAUGUGAUAAUAAAAGUUGAUGAUUAGAA
Messenger RNA from Penaeus chinensis, 1545 nucleotides. Its product is annotated as keratin-associated protein 5-3-like. The record is from RefSeq and is a predicted model, not a curated record. Bases 153 to 977 code for a protein of 274 amino acids. Lineage: Eukaryota; Metazoa; Arthropoda; Malacostraca; Decapoda; Penaeidae. The transcript has 5 exons.